CCGGGGGAGGGGGGGGGGGGGGGGGGGGAAUUCUUGUCGCCCGUUUGGAGCUUCGGAGGAAAUCAUGCAAGCACUUGUUCCGAAGAGCGUCUUGAUCGUGCGGAUCCCCUUCGGCAGCCCGUUUCACCGGGUCUCGGCGCUCCAUUCCACUCCAAUCACCCUCGCAAAGUGGAAGAGCAAGUGGGAUUCGAAGGCUGAUAAAAGUGGUCCAAAGCCAUCAAAGACAUAUGUGAGAUAUGCAGUUCGCCAAAAGCGUGCUGAAAUAAAGAAAGCUCUAAAAGAUUAUCUUCUUUAUGGAAAACCAUCCAAGCAGAACUGUCAGUAAUUACUUCUUAUCAGUUCGCCAAAAGCGUGCUGAAAUAAAGAAAGCUCUAAAAGAUUAUCUUCUUUAUGGAAAUCCAUCCAAGCAGAACUGUCAGGACAGAGACAUACAUGGGUUCAAUGACACCUCAAUAUCUAGAAAUUUUGGAAAAGCCAAGUUCCACAGUUCAUCGAGCCAUGGAAAAUGCAAUCAUGGCAGCAAAAGAAGCAGGCAGAAAAAGAACAGCUCCUAUGAUGAAGACUAUUACGAUAACCCGGAGACAAUUUAUGAAACUGUCUUUGGUGGACACAGAGGUUUUACCUGGUCAUUUGAGUCGUGGGCGAGGUGUCAUUUUAGCAAGUCAGGAACACAAUUUGAAUGGAAGGACGAAUCUAGAUGGGAAAAAACUCGAAGCAGACUAUGGAGCGAAAGCGAUGACGAGGACAACUUAACUGAUGUAGGCUCACAUUCCCAUAGGGUUGCUCUUGGGUUACCACCAACAGGCCCCCUGAAGUUAGAUGAUGUCAAAAGCGCCUUUCGGAUAUCUGCUUUGAAGUGGCAUCCUGACAAGCAUCAAGGCCCUUCACAGGUUAUGGCAGCUGAGAAAUUCAAGCUAUGUGUCGAUGCAUACAAGUCUAUUUGCAGUGUCCUCAAGGCGACAUAAGCUGGGGGUGUAAUGGAUAUUUUUUAUAGCCACUUCAUUCUUUUCAUUUUUCACAUAUUUUACUUCAGUUCUUUGGAGCUCUUGUUCUCCACUUGAAAUAGAUGUAGAAUUAAUUCUUCAUAAGCUGAAACUUACUUUCAGGUCUGAUAACAUUUACACCCCUUGUUUCUUCCAAAUCUGUACGCUAUAUUGUAUCAGAAUCUCAACCUAACCUAUAUACAAAGCAUGGGCAAUCUGAUGCUCCUGUA
This is a messenger RNA of Musa acuminata AAA Group (dessert banana), 1213 nucleotides long. RefSeq lists its product as uncharacterized. Bases 294 to 965 code for a protein of 223 amino acids. The record is from RefSeq and is a predicted model, not a curated record. Lineage: Eukaryota; Viridiplantae; Streptophyta; Magnoliopsida; Zingiberales; Musaceae. The transcript is spliced from 8 exons.